GGUCUUCGCCUACGCAUCUCUUGCUCUCUUUCAUUUAAAAGAAAAGCUCCACUUAUUCGCUGACCAUCGCCGCGUUGUCCCAUAUUUUGACUACUAUUGUCAGUUGACAAUAAAUGCAAUAAGUGCCUUCUUUUGCUUUAACCGUCUUUUUUCCCCUUUUCUGAUUAUUUUGUAGCAUUAACUAUUUUUAUUUUUCUGAGAAGGACCUGCUCGUCUUUUUCCUCCUCUUCCCUUUCGCUUCACUGACCUCCUCUUUUUUCUUUUGACAUACUGCAAACCCAUGCGUCGCUACGCCGUGACUUUGGCACUUCUCGCAGCGCUGUUGCUGUGCUGCGGUCUUGUCGCCGCGGAAGUUACGCCGCAGGUCGCCGCCCCACUGACCUUACACCUCAAGAAACCCGUGUUUGCCCCAGCAGUCGAGAAGCACAGCAGGAAGCUGGAUGACAGGUUCGUGAAGGCGCAGCUGCCUGAAGUGGCUCGGCUCUUUUUCGCAAAUGAAAAGGAGUCAGUCGUGAAGGGCACCGCUACGCAAGAACAGCAACAGCAGCAGCAGCAUCCCGCUCAGCAAAUGGAGUCGGUCGCUGCUGUUACCGAAGACGGAAAGGCGAUUGAGGGGGCACACGAAGACGCAAAGGAGCUUCGUGCCAUCGCCGCCCACGUCUCUGCCUCGACGGGUCCGCACUCGGUUCAUCUGCGUCACCUGCGCCAUCAGCAGAUGUCACGGACGCUGGGGAGGGGGGCCGCGUUGGUGCUCGCAGUCGAUGAUACGACAAACAAGACAACUAACACCUCGUCCCCUGCAUCCAAGCACUCGACGGCGGCUGAGGAGUAUGUCACCGUUCUCUCUGGGGGCGUGAUUGCCUCCGUGACGAUCGCGCUCGUUUUCGCCUGCGCUUUGUUGGUGCUCGUGCUGAUUGAGAUGGUCACCAGCAUCGCCGAGUUUGUGGAACACCGCCGCGUGCUGGCGAGCCACAAAUCGCGGAUCAGCGAUGACCCGGCAGAGCCGAAGUACGGCGACUUCCGCGACACCGCCGUGAAUCUGCAAGUGUAG
This is a messenger RNA of Leptomonas pyrrhocoris, 1051 nucleotides long. RefSeq lists its product as hypothetical. The transcript has a single exon. The record is from RefSeq and is a predicted model, not a curated record. Lineage: Eukaryota; Euglenozoa; Kinetoplastea; Trypanosomatida; Trypanosomatidae. The coding region runs from base 281 to 1051 and encodes 256 amino acids.